AUGGUCAAAGCGCCCUCGAAUUCAGCAAGGCGGAAAAUGUUUAAAAGGUUAUAUCAAGAGCCUCAGAAAAUUCAACCUGUCCGUGAAAGUUCUAAUAUAUAUCAACUUUCAAGCUUUGUGAAUGCACACGCCCUAAAGACGUGGGAGGUCAUGGCUCGAGCAAAUAAGAUGAGGUCUUUGGUCCACCGGUGUGGGCCACAAUUUAAUUCAGCAGGGGGCAUGCUGAGUACUUUAUCAGAAGGCAAAUACAUUUUGAAUGACAGUAUCCCGAAAUUAAGUGGUAUUUUGUCUUUUUUCAAAAGCUUUUGUUCCGAAAAAUACAAUUACUCUGAAGAUAUCUUGUUUAAUCCUCCUAUUUUACCUCACGACUCUCAAUCUAUCCUUAAAAGAGUGGAUGAGUUAGAAAAAAAAUUUUUACAGGACGAAAAGAUUGCUGCUUCGGGAACAGUUAGGCCCGUUACAAAAGCACUGAACUUUGGCUCUUCUACGUUUGGACGCCCAACGGAAGAAGAAGAUUAUCAAUCUGAAAAAGUUUCUUCCGGUGAAAAUUUAGAAGACGAAGUUUAUAAUAAGUUUUUUUCUAAGUAUGAGGGCGCUUGUGAUAAACUUAAAUUAGAUAAUUCAAAGUUGGUAAACUAUAAGAAAAACAGAGAGUAUGCUCUUGGCCUUUUACCAAUAGACGUCCGAGAGAAAGUUUCAGAGAGAACUAAAAGAUCACUGGCUAAAUUUGCCACGGAAACGAACAAAAAGAAGGCCUCUUCUUUUUCUCUCGGGGAAAUGGAGAAGUCUCUGAAGGGGUUGUGCUUUCCGGACCGGCUAUUAAGAAAAGCAGCAACCAUCCAGAAGUGCGUUGAGCAAAUUAUAUUGAGGCAGGAUCCCUUAAUCUCGAAUGCACUUCAAGAAGUUGGUGUCAGAGUUGUUAAGGUCGAAAUGAAAAAGCAAGCAGUUGCGGUGAUUCGCUGGAGGAGUACAAGGGGGCCCGAGUAUGAAACAGCGGAAAAGGCAAAGGAGAUUUCUACGUACUUGAGUUCUAUUAGCGGACGGCUUCGCCACGCUGCUCAGGCUCGGCUACAGAUGGGACAUAUCCCGAGCAUGGUUUGGGCGCUGGACAGGGAAGGCGCAGAGCAGUCUAAACUUGACGAGGUUUUUGAACGUCUAAAAGAGGAAAAACAUUUGCUCGAAACAAUGAAGAACCAAAAGACACAGAGUAGCAGUAGUAGCAAAAGCGAGUUAUCUUAAUAAAGCUAUAAACUAUUUAUGUUAAAAGUUCGGUUGUUGUGU
Molecule: messenger RNA, 1281 nt
Organism: Zophobas morio
Lineage: Eukaryota; Metazoa; Arthropoda; Insecta; Coleoptera; Tenebrionidae
Exons: 12
Coding region: 1-1239 (412 amino acids)
Source: RefSeq, a predicted model, not a curated record